Molecule: messenger RNA, 1680 nt
Organism: Kalmanozyma brasiliensis GHG001
Lineage: Eukaryota; Fungi; Basidiomycota; Ustilaginomycetes; Ustilaginales
Product: General substrate transporter
Exons: 1
Coding region: 1-1680 (559 amino acids)
Biological process (GO): carbohydrate transport; transmembrane transport
Cellular component (GO): plasma membrane
Molecular function (GO): carbohydrate:proton symporter activity
Source: RefSeq, a predicted model, not a curated record
AUGCAGAGCUCACCCUCCAGCUCGUCCCACGAGGACAUGUACAAGAACGAAAAGAAGGAACUCAAGGUCGUCCACGCCGGCGAUGUCGACCUCAACUUGGUGCAGGGCUUCGACGCCCCCAGGCCCUCCAGGAUGACCCGUCGUGCCAUGAUCCUCGCCCUUGCCAUCUGCAUCGGCGGCUUCUUGUUCGGCUAUGACAUCGGAGUCAUCAGCGGUUGCUUCAUCAUGGACCCCUUCAAGCGCGCCUUUGGCGAUGCCACCGCAGAAGGCUACAACAUCCCUGAGGGUCGCAUUUCCCUCAUCAACUCGUCCCUCUCCAUCGGUACCUUUGUCGGCGCUCUCCUUCAGGCGCCGGUCUCUGACUUCUUCGGUCGUAAGCCUUCGAUGAUCACCUGGGCCGCUGCCUACACCGUCGGCGCCGUCAUUCAGACCGCCACCAUCAACUCGUGGCACCAGUUCGCCGUCGGUCGUGCCAUUGCCGGUCUCGGUGUCGGCGCUCUCUCCGGUCUCUGCCCGCUCUACCUCGGCGAGACCGCUCCCAAGCACAUCCGUGGUGCCAUGGUCACCUGCUACCAGCUCCUCAUCAUCUUCGGUAUCUUCCUCUCCUACGGCAUCUCGUGGGCUACCCAGAACUUCAAGGUCUCGGACGCAUCGUGGAAGAUCCCCGUCGGUCUUCAGCUGGCAUGGGGUGUUGGCAUGCUUGCUCUCCUGCUACUGCUCCCUGAGUCGCCCCGAUACUGUCUCAAGAACGGCGAGGUGACCCGCGCUCGCGCCAUCAUGGCCGACAUGCGAGAUGUCCACAUGCAGGACAUCAACGGCGAGCUGCGCGGCGACAAGUGGAUGGAGGCCGAGCUGCUCGAAAUGAAGCAGGGUAUCGACGAGGAGAACUCCAUCUUUGCCGGUCACAGCUACCUCGGCUCCUACCUCGUCUGCUUCUCGACCAAGAAUCAGAUGUGGAAGCGAACCAUCAACGGUAUGAUGCUCCAGACGCUGCAGCAGCUCAACGGUCAGAACUUCUACUACUACUACUUGCCUCUGCUCAGUUCGACGCUCGCCCUGCCGCUCAACCCGUUCCAGAUCCAGUUCAUUCUUGGAUCUGCUUCGUUGAUCGCCACAGUACCCGCGCUGAUUGCGAUCGAAAAGCUCGGUCGUCGUCCGCUUUUGCUCAUCGGUGCCGCAUGCGAAGCUGCUUGCGCUUUCAUCGUCGCCUUCGUCGGCCACUACAAGACCGCCCCCAAGGACACCCCCGCCGACAUGAUCACCGCGUCUCAACAUCAGGCUGGUGCCGUCUUUAUCUCGUUUGCCAUCAUCCACCUGCUCUUCUACUCGUGCUGCUGGGGCCCUGGUCCGUGGCUGUACCUCUCCGAGUCGUUCAACAGCCCCACGCGAGCCAAGGCCAUCUCGCUCGGUAGCGCCUCCAACUGGAUCUGGAACUUCCUCCUCUCCUACUUCUCCAACCAGAUCGCCGCCCAGUACGGUCCGUUUAUCAUGCUCAUCUUUGGUAGCGUGCUCAUCUUUGCCUGGUUCUACGUCUACUUUAUGGUUCCCGAGACCAAGGGCAUUUCGCUCGAAGAUGUCGAGCUGCUUUACUCGCAGCACAUCAAGCCGUGGAAGUCGGCAGCGUGGGUCAAGGAGCGCGGACUCGACAGGGAGGUCGAGGAUCGCGUCAUCAAAGCCUGA